Messenger RNA from Annulohypoxylon maeteangense, 2456 nucleotides. RefSeq lists its product as uncharacterized. The record is from RefSeq and is a predicted model, not a curated record. The coding region runs from base 157 to 2367 and encodes 736 amino acids. NCBI's taxonomy places the organism in Eukaryota, Fungi, Ascomycota, Sordariomycetes, Xylariales, Hypoxylaceae. The transcript is spliced from 4 exons.
CUACCUAGGUAUCUAUUUCCGCCGGUCCAUGAGUCGACUAAUCUAGCCAACCGACCUUUCCUCUAAUUCAUUCAAAUCUAAAUAAAUUCACCCUAUCCUAGACUGAAGAAGAAAAGUUGCGUUCGUGAUUGGGCGGGCGCGCAUUGAACUGGCGUCAUGUCCGCCAAGAAGGAGCCGUCCGGCCGACAGGAUUUGGAUGAGAUGGAGAGAAGUUACUGGGAAACAACCAAGUAUAAUAGAGCUCAAGAAGACAAAGUGCGCAAUCACGAGUACGCCGACCAUCAAGAUGGCCUAAGGAAUAACCUGGUUCGGUUGUAUGAUACACGGACACAACUCCAACACGAGCUGCUCAUUCUCACGGAUAAGAUCCAACAACAUGAAAAGAAGCAGGAGCAAUUAGCCCACGACUUUGAGGAGAGUGAGCUUCGUCUUAGAGAGAAGCGUCAAAAAGACGACCGAGCGCAGGAAGAAUGGUUUUUACGCGCACGCGAAGACGCCGUAUCCAAAGAAAAUGCGAGACCCAAGAGUAGCAGCAGCAGUCGUCGACAGUCAAACCGCGAGGCGCCAUCGCAGACGAAUGGUGCAGGGUGGACAAGUAUCAACGGUGCGCGACGACGUGGUCGACGGGAGGAGGAGGAAGAGCCUCCUGCGGAUCCAGGAAACUUGCUGAGCAGCAUAUACCACAACCCUGUCGACGAGUCAGAGUCCAUUAAUGGUAGGGUUAUGCCCUUACGCAAUGGUGGUAACCGCGUUAGACCCGGUCCGACUUCUAACGGCGUGUCGAAUGAGAUGGAGACGAGCGGUGCUGAGGGUUACCCGACGGGUCGUACUAAAGAUAGGCCUCUCAAACCUAAGCAGCGACACAGUUUACCGAGUUUCCCGGCAGCUGGCCGUUCACCCACCGGAAAACCACCUGGAUCGGAGUCAUCUAUCGAGACGAAGACCAAGUCGCCAUCUGGUCGAAAAUCCUUACCUAGCGCAAAGGGCUCCUUACCUCCGACGGAGCGCUCAACGCCGGCAGCCACCGAUGCACGAGAAAUCACUCGUGAGAGGCUGGCCAUCAAAGACGAUGGAAAAGUUGUGACCGAACCACCGAUGUUUGCCGGGACCCCUCUCGAACGAAUUAACAUGACACAUCCUUACUGGGACCCCGAGUGGGAAUCCUUGGAUGGGAUUAUCCAGCCCCAGCUAGACAAGUGGAAGGAGAAGCUAGAACAGCUCAAGCAGACGCCUGAUGCUAUACGCCACACGAUUUUCUUGGCUAAUCGGCAAGUCAAUAGGGGUCAGGCCGUCGUCGACUUUCUUAGAAAUGAGCAAUGGCAUCCGUACCAAUUUGUGGGCAAGGAAAUGAUGAAUAAGUUUUACAAGACAUUCAUCAACUACGACACGAUGUUUCGAUUGGUGAACGUGCACGAGGAACUGAAGAAAUUUGAUCUCGACAUGACUCCUCUCGAAUGGCUACGCCAGCGUAUGUGCGAUAUCGCCGAGGCACAGGGGGAUAAGUUUAACCUAUCCAAGACCACCCACGAUUUGUAUCAUGACGCCAACUUAAAACUUCUGCGAGAAAAGCACGGGUUUGGUAACAUAGGAAGGCCAUCUGGAUACAAACUCAACGAGAGGAAUCCGGAAAGGGCAGCAGCUAGGAAGAUUAAACAAGAAUCAGGAUCGGUUCGACGUAAGGGUCGGCGAUCAAUCGGCCAAGUGGACCCCGACGAUGCGCCAAGUAUGGAAGACAUACAGAAGGCAGGGCUUGACCAGCCGCAAGGAGAAUACUUAGAACCUGUCACGCCUCGCAUGCAGAAACGGCAGCGUAUAGAACUCGCACCCACACCCGCACCCGUGCCCGUGCCCGUGCCCGCGCCAUCCCCUCCUAAACAGGAACCUGAAGAGGACGACCUUGACUACAGCGGUUGGACAUCGACAGACUCUUUCUCUGCCGGGCGGAUAAUGCACCUCGACUGGAGAGUGUAUCAGAUCAAAACGCGCGCAUUAACUACCAGCACGGAAGUGACCCAGUACUGGACUUGGAAGCAGGAUAAGGGACUGUUUGAGCACCAAGUCUUGCGGGACGUACAUCCAAAGGUUACCUGGGGCUUCUAUCAGAAGCCAAUCAACUUUGACUUGACGUUAGAGGAGAUCAAGGAGAUCCGGUACGGACCAGAUAGCCAGAAGAUUCUGGUAGAUAUCAACGACGAGAAGCGUGGCAAUGUCCUUGCCUACUUCAAGCGGGAGCGUACCAAGAAGCGGUUCCUCGCUUUCGCGAAGAAGAAGGGUAUCAAGCUUGUCAAGUCCACUCGCUUCCAACUGGAAGAAUUAUGGGACACUAUGGAAUCGAAGACGUUACCCGACGAAGAUUCGGAUACCUAAACUUUCCCUAUCGACUUGACCUCUAUCAUUGUUUUCUUAUAUUUAGACUUGAACUACGACACCUCGCGGACGUCGAAAGCCUCCGCUUA